AUGCUGACGCAGCAAUGGCAGGUUUCGGAAGGGGCUGUCACAUUCUUCUUUAUCCUUGAACUGCCCGAAGCUGUGGGAUAUGCAAUCUUCCUGGUAAUCGCCGGAUUCUUCGCGCUGUCGUUCUUCCUGGCUGUGGCGAGCGUGAUUCCAGUGCUGCGGAACGUGGCGCUUCUCAUAGGCAAGAAGGUGUCGUUCGCCCUCGACUUCGUCGUCUGGAUAGGAUUCAUCCUGAGCUGGGCAUCGGCAAUCACCCAGCUAUCCCUCGAUCAGUGGUGGGCGGAGAUGCUGCUGUGGGGCGGCCUUGCCCUGAUCGUCUUCAUGCUGGUGAGGAUGGUGCUGAGGCUCGUGCGAUCGUAG
Geodia barretti is the source of this 357-nucleotide messenger RNA. The record is from the annotation of a GenBank genome assembly. Lineage: Eukaryota; Metazoa; Porifera; Demospongiae; Tetractinellida; Geodiidae.